Molecule: messenger RNA, 1884 nt
Organism: Metarhizium acridum CQMa 102
Lineage: Eukaryota; Fungi; Ascomycota; Sordariomycetes; Hypocreales; Clavicipitaceae
Source: RefSeq, a predicted model, not a curated record
AUGGCGACAGUUCGAAUUUGCGUGUGCGGUGACGAGAGCACGGGCAAGUCCAGCCUCAUUGCUUCGCUCGUCAAGGACCAGUUCAUGAGCAACAAGAUCCAGCCAGUCCUCCCCCAGAUUACCAUUCCUCCCAGCAUCGGAACACCAGAAAAUGUCACAACAACCAUCGUCGAUACCUCUGCCCGUCCUCAAGACCGAACCACCCUGCGUAAGGAGAUCAGAAAAUGCAACGUCAUUCUCCUCGUCUACGCCGACCACUACAGUUACGAAAGAGUAGCUCUCUUUUGGAUGCCAUAUUUCCGGUCUCUCGGUGUCAACGUUCCUGUUGUCCUAUGUGCCAAUAAAUCAGACCUCGCCGGUCAGGGCAACACCCCUCAGAUCGUAGAGGAAGAGAUGUUGCCCGUCAUGGCCGAGUUUCGCGAGAUCGAUUCCUGCAUUAGAACCAGUGCUCGAGAACAUAAGAACGUCAACGAGGUCUUCUUCCUGUGCCAAAAGGCCGUCACCCAUCCCAUUGCCCCUCUCUUUGACUACAAGGAAGGUCGCCUUAAGCCGGCUUGCGUAGCCGCUCUCAAGCGAGUCUUCUUCCUUUGCGACAAGGACCAGGAUGGCUUCUUGAAUGACCAAGAAAUGCGGGACUUCCAGGCACGCUGUUUUGAUAAGCCUCUUACCAGCGACGACUUGGAUAACAUUAAGUUGUCCAUCUCCAAGUCCAUGCCCGAUGCGAACAUGGAACGGGGCAUUGAUCAAUCUGGCUUUCUACAACUGAACAAGAUUUACGCCGAGAAGGGUCGGCACGAAACCAUAUGGAUCAUUCUUCGCAAAUAUCACUACACCGACAGCUUGAGUCUUGAGGACAAAUUCCUCCACCCAAGGUUUGACGUUCCCGAGUACUGCUCGGCUGAACUGAGCCCUAUUGGCUACAGGUUCUUUGUGGACUUGUUUCUGCUCUUUGACAAGGAUAAUGAUGGAGGGCUGAACGACCAAGAGCUUGAGGCCUUAUUCUCGCCCACUCCUGGCCUCCCGGCUUCUUGGGUCGACUCGUCCUUCCCUUCCUCCACAGUGCGCAACGAAGGUGGCCACAUCACACUGCAAGGCUGGCUAGCACAGUGGAGUAUGACAACGUUCCUGGAGCCAAAAACUACAAUCGAGUAUCUCGCCUACCUCGGUUUCGAAUCCCCCAACGUCAAGGAUGACAUAACCGCCGCCCUCAAGGUCACCAAGUCCCGAAAACGAAGACGACGGCCGGGCAGAGUCGAAAGAAAUGUGGUCCUCUGUUACCUCAUUGGAGCUCCGGGAGCUGGCAAGUCCUCUCUUCUCGACUCAUUUCUAAACCGACCAUUCGAAGGGCUAUAUCACCCCACCAUCAAACCCCGUCGGGCGGUCAACAGUGUGGAACUCCCUGGUGGUAAGCAGGUGUAUCUCAUUUUCGAGGAAUUGGGCGAGCUCGAACCAGCCAUUUUGGAAAACCAGUCCAAACUGGAUGCCUGUGAUUUGAUUUGUUACUCUUACGACUCCUCCGAUCCCGAUUCCUUCUCCCAUAUCGUCGAUGUGAGGUCCAAGUACCCACAUCUGGACGAGUUGCCUUCUGUUUACACCGCUCUAAAAGCCGACAAAGAUAAAACCACGCAGCGAAGCGAGCUCCAGCCUGACCAGUACACGUCUUCGCUCAGCAUGAACACGCCACUUCACGUGAGCGUGACUUGGAACAGCAUCGCCGAGCUCUUUGUGGCACUCGCCGAGACCGCAACCAACCCGAGCAUGGGAUUCCCCAAGACAGAAGAGGAGGCCCCGGAUCGUACAAGCUUGUACUUGGCCCUCGGUGCUACUGCCUGUGCAGCCGUUGCUGCUGUCAUGAUUUGGCGUCGUUCAACAAACGCCGCAUAA